Messenger RNA from Colletotrichum destructivum, 1489 nucleotides. Its product is annotated as Putative peptidase T1A, proteasome beta-subunit, proteasome, subunit alpha/beta. The record is from RefSeq and is a predicted model, not a curated record. NCBI's taxonomy places the organism in Eukaryota, Fungi, Ascomycota, Sordariomycetes, Glomerellales, Glomerellaceae. Gene Ontology annotation, molecular function: threonine-type endopeptidase activity. Gene Ontology annotation, cellular component: proteasome core complex. Bases 267 to 1127 code for a protein of 286 amino acids. The transcript is spliced from 2 exons.
CUUGCCCAUUCUGAAUCAGGCAAUAAGGCAUCAGUCAGCUAGGAACGCCGUUUCCCUGCUGAAGCUGGCCGUGACGCGAGCAUAGAGCUGCCUGAGCUACUCCCCAAGUCAACCUCCAAGAACCCGCAUCUCCCAAUCCAACCGCAACCUCACCUACCCCUUCCACGACAACCAUUACAAGAGUAAUCGGAAUUAUAGCCUCUGAUUCUCUCGACCAUCAAAAAUCCACUUAUCUCGACUCCAUACCCCGCCUACAGACCGUCGAGAUGGACAGCCUUGUAGCCAAGUACAGCCGCCCGGCGUUUGAGCAACACAACACUUUCAGAGACGAUGAGCAAGAGGACCUCGAGCUCAUGGGCGGUGCGCCGCCUCUGUCGUUGAAAUUCGCCAUGCCCCCCGUCGCACAUCCCUCUUCUUGGCUCCGCGCAGCAACAGACGACCGCUCCAACCCCGAUUGCCCCAUCAAGAUCGCUCACGGCACAACGACCCUCGCUUUCCGAUUCCAGGGCGGCAUCAUCGUCGCCACCGACUCCCGUGCCACAGCCGGAAACUGGAUCGCCUCGCAAACGGUCAAGAAGGUUAUUGAGAUCAACUCAGUGCUUCUGGGCACCAUGGCCGGCGGUGCCGCUGACUGCCAAUACUGGCUCGCCUGGCUGGGCAUGCAGUGUCGUCUCCACGAGCUCCGCCACAAGCGCCGUAUCUCGGUCGCUGCCGCGUCCAAGAUCCUCGCCAACCUCGUCUACUCGUACAAGGGCAUGGGCCUCAGCAUGGGCACCAUGUGCGCUGGCGUCACCAAGGAGGAGGGCCCCGCACUCUACUACGUCGAUUCGGAUGGUACCCGCCUGCCCGGCAACCUCUUCUGCGUCGGCAGUGGUCAGACCUUCGCCUACGGUGUUCUGGAUGCCGAGUACCGCUACGACCUGACAGACCAGGAGGCGCUCGACCUCGGCAGCCGGAGUAUCCUGGCGGCGACGCACCGCGACGCCUAUUCUGGUGGUUUCAUCAACCUGUACCACGUCAAGGAGGAGGGAUGGGUCAAGCACGGCUUCAAUGACACGAAUCCUAUCUUCUGGAAGACGAAGCUCGAGAAGGGCGAGUUCACCAACGUCACGGCCGACUUGGACUAGAUGUUGGGCAGGAGGAACUGUGAUAUGGUGUCGCUGAGUUGAUUCGGAACACGGGACUCUACCUGGACCAACGAAAUCAGUCGGUCGCCUAGGGGGGCGAUUGAGCAGGAUAUCAGCCACCUUCACCCCUUCUCACACUUUAAGGUGCAGGGAAAACAGGAAACGACAACGAGUUUCGUGCAUCGGGACGAUUAGAACGGUUACGUCACGGCAGGCGACGCGGGAUGGCAGCCAUAGGAGGAAACACGGGCUGCCAAGCUGUCACCCAAGGCAUCGGCGCUCAGGAAAGGGUGCCGAUGUCAUAUAACUUGUAAACUAGACCAUGAUACAAGUUCAUUCUUUUACGCUCUUUUUCUACAUUU